AUGUUGUCCCUUUGUAAAGAAAACCCGAUCAUCGCUCUGGGCUGCUCAACUGCUCAACUGCUCCGUUCAACUGCUCAACUGCUCUGCUCAACUGCUCCGUUCAACUGCUCGACUGCUCCGUUCAACUGCUCUGCUCAACUGCUCCGUUCAACUGCUCAACUGCUCCGUUCAACUGCUCAACUGCUCCGCUCAACGGCUCCGUUCAACUGCUCAACUGCUCCGUUCAAGGCUCCCAGCUCAUUCAGAACAGAUCGAACUUCUUAUUCCAAGUUAGCUGGAACUUGCAAGGGGGAGUAUGUUCCCUCCGUUUGA
Messenger RNA from Macrosiphum euphorbiae (potato aphid), 312 nucleotides. Lineage: Eukaryota; Metazoa; Arthropoda; Insecta; Hemiptera; Aphididae. The record is from the annotation of a GenBank genome assembly.